AGUGCCUGCCCUCUGAUGGUCGAGAAAUCAAGAAUAUUUCCGAUUUUCUAAUCAUUGACGUCUGUCAUAUAAAUUGAAACAGGUAGACGAAAGCAGUCAGUUCAAUUUUUUGCUUUCUCUGCAAAAGAUACUGCUAAGUCGUAUAAGCAUUAUCGGUUUGUGAAGAGUUUUCAACAUGUCUCUCUAUCCAUUUUUCGACGAUUACUAUCAAUGUCCAACUCAUCGUCCUAGCCGGCUCUUGGACCAACAUUUCGGCCUGGGGCUGACGCCUGAAGACAUUUUGGAGGCCCUCACCGUACCAAGAAUGGUUGCCACGUACCCUGCCGGCUACAUGAGACCCUGGAGAACGGAUCUAUCAAGACAGGACACCGGUUCCACCGUAAGUUUGGACAAAGACCGAUUCCAGGCCAACUUGGACGUGCAACAGUUCAAACCCGAAGAGAUAACUGUCAAAUUGACGGAUGAGAACACCAUUACCAUCGAAGGGAAGCACGAGGAGAAGCAGGAUGACCACGGUUUCAUUUCCAGGCAUUUUGUAAGGAGGUACGUUCUGCCGAAAAAUUGCGACCCUAGUCAGCUCCAGUCUAAACUUUCCUCUGAUGGGGUUUUGACCAUCACUGCUCCCACCAAGAAUCAGCAGAUCGAGCAUAAAGAGAUACCUAUUCAGCAGACUGGGCAGCCAGCAAAAAGCAUUCAAGAAAAGAAAACUGAAAAAAGCAGUGAACCCUAAAUAUGUUGUUGAAAAACCUGUAUUGCUACUUUAAUCUUCUUCUAGGCUUUAUUCACUCUAGCAGUCUGAUUAGUUUUAGGUUUUAGAUACUAAAUUCUUAUUUGUGCCCAGUAAGUGUAGUUUUUUCAAUAAAUGUUUGCAACCUGU
This is a messenger RNA of Leptinotarsa decemlineata (Colorado potato beetle), 877 nucleotides long. RefSeq names its product protein lethal(2)essential for life-like. The record is from RefSeq and is a predicted model, not a curated record. NCBI's taxonomy places the organism in Eukaryota, Metazoa, Arthropoda, Insecta, Coleoptera, Chrysomelidae. Gene Ontology annotation, cellular component: nucleus; cytoplasm. Gene Ontology annotation, biological process: protein refolding; response to heat.